AUGCUACUCUAUCUCGUUCUAUGUAUCCUCUCUUUGGUAUCAGUCGUUCGCCCGCAGCCACAGAUACAGACUUUCUGGCCUGCCGCGGCCCCGAUCGCAGUCCGGAGCCCUUACCUGAAUGUGUGGCAGUCUGCAGUAUCGACCAACGACUAUCCCGUCUUUUGGAAUGGCUCGGUCCUGGGGUGGGUGGGCUUGAUCCGCGUGGAUGGGAACACAUAUCGGUGGCUCGGAAACAACUUCGAUUUGACGGGUUCUGUGGGCGCGGCGGGAUGCAAUGUGACAUACACGGAGGUGACGCCUACGCGGACGAUUCAGACUGUGCAGGCAGGGCCCGUGAACCUGACGCUCACAUUCCUAAGUCCGAUCGAGCCCUCGGACUGGGUGAAGCAGUCUAUGCCAUUCUCGUACCUCGCUGUAGAGUUCGCUUCAACGGAUAAUAAGGAGCACGAUGUGCAGCUGUAUUCGGAUAUCAGCGCAGAAUGGGUGUCCGCAUAUAAGGGCUACGUCGCAGAGUGGAGCACUAACCAGACCGACAAUAUCGUCUACCACGCGAUCAAGCUUCAGCAGCCCCAGGCUUUCGACGAGCAGUACCAGCAGGCCAACGACGGCACGGCUUAUUACGCGAUGUCGCUUGGUUACGGUCAAAGUGUCGGGUGGCAAAGUUGCCAAGACACAGUCUGCUACGAGACCUUCUAUGCAUCUGGCGCUCUGAGUAGCAAAAACGACAAUGACACGUUCCGUGCCAUUUCGACGGACCUCCCCGUCUUUGCGUUCUCUGUGGACUUUGGGAAUGUCAGCGCGACGCAGUCUCCCGUCGUCUGGACAGUCGGCUACGUCCGCGAUCCAUCUAUUGAGUACACACUCCUCGGAGACGCGUCGACUCUGCGCCCGUACUACACGACUCAGUACUCCAGCGCUCAGGACGCUCUCGAAGCCUUCCUGUCGGACUACAACAAUUCUCUUAGCCGAUCUCAAGAUUUGGACAGCCAGAUCGAAAGUGCUGCUGCGAAUGUCUCCUCUGGAAGCCAAUACUACAACAUGCUGUCCCUCGCCGCCCGUCAAGCGUUCGCUGCACUCGAUCUGACGACAUCAAGCCCAGGCGGGAGCGACAGCUCGACGCGGUUCUUCAUGAAGGACAUUGGCUACAGCAGCCGAGUGAAUCCCGUCGAGACCUUAUACGCUGCGCUGCCCAUGUUCCUGUACUUCAACGCCUCCAUGGUGAAGCCGCUCCUUCUCCCUCUGCUCGAGCAGCAGAACUCCUCUUCGUACACGGCCCAGUAUGCCGCGAGUGAUAUCGGGACCUCCUACCCAGUCGUGUCGGAUCCGACGGCGAACGCCAAUGAAGGCGUUGAACAAUCUGGUAACAUGCUGAUCAUGACCCUGGCUCAUGCUACGUAUGCGAGCGACUCCUCUUUGCUCGAAGGCUAUUACGCCUUGCUGAAGAGAUGGGCAGAUUAUCUUGUCUCGAAUGCAUUGUAUCCCGAGAAUCAAUUAUCUGUUGAUACAAUGAGCACGACUAGCAACUCGACAAACCUUGCUCUCAAGGGUAUCAUCGGUAUUCAAGCCAUGUCGAACAUCAGCGCUAUCCUGCAACGAGACGAGGAUGCGCAACACUACUCCUCUGUCGCGUCGCAGUACAGCGAGACCUGGAAAUCGCUCGCGAUGACAUCAGACUCCGCGCACAUUGUACCCACGUACGGGGAUUCCUCGUCGGCCUGGUCGAUGGCGUAUAAUCUGUAUGCACAUACGCUGCUCGGCUUCGAUCUCCUAGAUGAAGCAGUCUUCACAGGCACCACGACGUAUUACCAAGGGCUCCUUCAAUCCGGUGCCGACUACACAUACGGCCUACCUCUCGAUAGCGAACACGAUAUUCUCGGUAGCCCAGCAUGGAUGUCACUGACCGCAGCAUCGCUCACGGAUACGACUGUCAGUCAACAGAUGCUGAGCCGUCUGUGGAAGUAUGCUUCGUCGAACUCGUCGACAAGGCCAUUUCCGAGUAGGUAUAACGUAUCUGAUGGAGACUUCGUGGGCGGCACUGCAAGUCCUGCACAGGGUGCUUUGUUUGCUCCAUUGGUGUUGAGUGGCAACCGCCUCAACACCUCAGGCUCGCCGUCGUCGCAGCAGCCGUCCUCGGCUUCAUCUUCGUCAGGAGGACACCAUACUCCGAUAGCAGCAAUCGUAGGGGGCGUUGUCGGUGGUGUCGCUGGCUGCCUCUUGGUCAUCCUGGCGGUAUAUCUUUUCCGCCGGAACCGCCGACGACGGAUGGUCUUCGUCGAGCCGUACAUCUCUCCGGUGCUCUCAGAGAAGGAAGGGGAAGCUGCGUCUCCACCCAGUCAACGGUAUCUUUUGGCCCCCUCGCCUCCGCAUACACCAUCUGCAACAGGCGACUCCUCAAUCAUUGGUGGUGCACCGUCGUCUAUCUCGAGUCCUACGUCUAUAUCGAGUCCUAUGGUUCCCCAGACCAUAGCUGGUUCCGUCAUCGUUCUCGGCAGCCCGCCUUCCGUCAUCUCAUCUCAUGUCACAACAUCCUCAUUACGGGCAACCGAUGUUCCACCACCCGCUGUGACAUUGACACCUUUCCCAGAACCUGUCAACGGUUCAGAAGUCGCUGGUGCCUCCUUAACAUCUUCGUCUCAACCUCCUGAGGUCGAGGUUGUGGCGGGACCAGAUACUACUUUGCCUCCACCACUUAGCCCUAGCAUUGGCGCGCAAGACACCGACAUUCAGUCACCGGGCGCUGCGUCGAAACUCAGCAUAUCAAGCCGGAAUCGGGACGCCGAGCUGGCGAGUCUGCGGAACGAUAUGCAGCAGCUCCGUCAAGAGCUGCAGCGAGUGGUUCCUGUUCUGGAGAGGCUGGAUGAGCCCCCGCCGGACUAUUGGUCACAUCAAUAG
Rhodofomes roseus is the source of this 2892-nucleotide messenger RNA. RefSeq lists its product as uncharacterized. Bases 1 to 2892 code for a protein of 963 amino acids. The record is from RefSeq and is a predicted model, not a curated record. The transcript has 18 exons. Gene Ontology annotation, biological process: carbohydrate metabolic process. NCBI's taxonomy places the organism in Eukaryota, Fungi, Basidiomycota, Agaricomycetes, Polyporales, Fomitopsidaceae.